CAUCAGCGAGCGGCGGCCGCUCCUGCCGCCGCUGCCGCUGCCGCCGCCGCCCGCCUGAGAGCCCGAUGGGCUGCUCCUGCGCCCCGCCCCGGAGUCUGGAUGCAAGUAUGGACAUAAAAGCCUAUAAUGUUUUCUCCGGUCCACCGCUUCAGAGAUAUUGAGAGGAAACCUGAAUACCUCCACCCAGAGAAGUGUAUCCCUCCUCCUCGCCCGGGUUCUCUGGGAACCAUGUGGUUUAUCCGAGAUGGCUGUGGUAUUGCAUGUGCUGUCAUCACCUGGCUCCUGGUCGUGUACGCUGAUUUUGUGGUCCUCUUUGUCAUGCUGAUUCCAUCAAGAAACUAUAUUUAUAGUACAAUCAAUGGAGUAAUAUUCAACAGUCUUGCUUUCCUGGCUCUGGCUUCUCACUUCCGGGCUAUGCUUACAGAUCCAGGUGCAGUGCCCAAAGGAAAUGCCACAAAAGAAUUCAUCGAAAGUUUACAGUUGAAGCCCGGGCAAGUAGUCUACAAGUGUCCAAAGUGCUGCAGCAUCAAACCUGACAGAGCCCAUCACUGCAGUGUUUGUAAGAGAUGCAUUCGAAAGAUGGAUCACCACUGUCCCUGGGUUAAUAACUGUGUGGGAGAGAAUAACCAGAAGUACUUCGUACUGUUUACAAUGUAUAUAGCACUCAUUUCCCUGCAUGCCCUCAUCAUGGUGGGAUUUCAUUUCCUGUAUUGCUUUGAAGAAGACUGGACAGAAUGCAGCUCAUUCGCCCCGCCCACCACGGUGAUUCUCCUCAUCCUGCUCUGUUUUGAAGCCCUCCUUUUUCUCAUCUUCACAUCGGUGAUGUUCGGGACCCAGGUACACUCCAUCUGCACUGAUGAAACGGGAAUAGAACAAUUGAAAAAGGAAGAGAGAAGAUGGGCCAAAAAAACAAAAUGGAUGAACAUGAAAGCAGUAUUUGGCCAUCCGUUCUCUAUAGCGUGGCUUAGCCCAUUUGCUACACCAGACCAGGGGAAAGCAGACCCGUACCAGUAUGUGGUCUGAAGAAUCCUUGACCAGCAGAUCCACUAAAACACAAACCACAUUACAGCACUACCGUUCAAUAAAUUUUACAUGAAUGUUUAAACCGAAAAAGCAAAACAAAAACUUUUUUUUAACAUCAAGUAAAAUGGCGAGCAUUGCAGAGAAAAAAAAUCCCCUUCUGCUGAUGAGCUCCGUUUUUUCAGGCUGUCCGGGCAGCUUCUGGUGGUUGGAGCUCCUCCUCCUCUUCUUUUUUUCAAACCCUUUUAAAUUAACUUUCCUGGCCUUUGGUUUCUUCUCUGCUUUCUGUUUGGCGUAACUAACGUGAAAGGGGCGCGAUUUCCAGUGAUUGUGCCCACCUCUACUAACUGCGUGAGCCGUGACUUUGGUGGUCCCCGCAGAGCGAGCAGAAUGCCAUCUGCCUCCGGGACCUCUGGGGACCAUCGCGGGGAGGAGAGCCAUCCUGGGGCAGCAGUGGGGCUCCUGGGACCUCACCCGAAGAUGGACACUCCAUAACUGAGCUGGGAAAUACUGAGGAUCAGGGAAUGGAGCCCUCGGGCCGCUGGCUUCAUGGGACUUGGGAUUAGCUUUAAAACAAGGCCCAGGGGCCUCUGUUCCUUGCUCCUGAUAAAGGAAAAACAGUUCUGUCUAAGCUGCCUUGUUGGUGGGGGGGUGGGGGUGGGGUAAACAGCAGUAAAGUCUGUUUCCACCAAAUCAAGAAAUUGUGCCCUCUAUUAGUCGAUAGAAUGACUUGGAUGGACGAUUUUUCCUCAGUGCAAAAUGCCUUAUACUAAAAGAAGAAUGAGAAAUGCAACUUUAGGAGAGCAGUUCAAGCCAUUGUUUCCUUGGUGAGAUGCCAGUUAAACAGUGUUAGUGAUAGGGGAUGUGGAGGCGGCAGAGACCUUGGUAUCAGAACACUGGCCCUGCAGUAGACUGGCACACACACACCCUCCCAAGAAUAAAUCAUUUCAGGGAUUAGCAUUUACAAACCCAUCGAGCAAAGUCAUCCUCUGAUAGCUACACACAGUAAUAAAUCCUCAUGCACAUGUAGGUCGGAAGCAGUCAGGUUGGCAAUGUUAGGGAAUCAAAAAGCUACAAUUAGAUGAUGUGGGCAGAACGAGUGGCACUCUGGUCUGAGCUAGGAGAAGGAAAGACGUGUCCUACACACACAACAAAAAAGGGUCCCCGGCCGGUGUGAUGAAGGUGACUGGGGUUUUAUAGGGGAGCAGGAAUCCUUGAAUGUACUGGCAGCAGGUGGGAGGACAUUUUGAAUGCUGGAUGUCUGGAUCCUUAUCAGUUGAUUUUUUAAAAUCUAUUUUUAGCUUUCAUUUUGAGAGUAUGAGAGUGUGAGAUGUGUUAAUGCAUCAGUCCAAACCUGGGUGUGGAGAAAGUCAAUAAUCUGUGCCACUUUUCAGAAAGUAAUGUGAAUGUGCCACAUCUUUUUGAUUCUGUCAAUGCUUCCACAUGGAAAACACAUGCAAUAAAAUUUUUCCAAAACUUGUUUUCUGAUUUAGCUUUAUGACCUGUUGCAAUAUAAGGAGAAAAUAAGCGAAUUCUCUCUGCAAUUGAUGUGAUUUUUUUCUUUUUUUGUCUAAAAAUGUUUUUUGGUAGGUCCUUGUUAACCAAUGUUCUAAAACUCCUUCUCUGGGAAAAAAGAGAUUCUAAUUGCCUCAGCCCAGAGGGUGAGUAGAUGUCUUGAGGACCAAAAGCUAUAUUUCUUUGGUUUCUCUGGACUAAAUUCACUGAGUGAAUUUCAGUCCUUUAGCCUCUGUUACUAUAGGAAUGGAGUCAAGACUUCACAUUUCAGUUAUAGUAGCUGAGUUCUUGGGAAAGGGGGGAAUGUCUUUUGCAUGUGACCUUGAUUAGAAGCAAGUUAGAAGAAAAAGCCACUGCAAACAAAAUUUUGCCUUCAUUUAGUAUCGUUUUGUAGAGAUCUUAGCUCUUUGGUUGUGACCAUUCAGAUUGAAACAAAUCAUUUUCUUCCUUCUUUGACUAACUCAGCCAGUACUUUGCCCAAGUCAAUUUCCUUUCCCUGCCUUACUUUCUCUACUUAUUUAUGCAACAAACAAUACUUUCACAGUGCCCAGGGAAGAAUGGGACUGAUUUUCUUAGCAAUUGCUUCUCCUUUUAUACAUUAGGUGAUUUAACUCUUUAAUAACACUGAUUGCUUAAUUUAAACAUGCCAAGAAAAAAUCAGUUUUGAAUCUUAAUGGGCAUCUUAAACCCCAACUUUCAUUAGCUUUUUGGUAGUUUUUAGUUUAGCUGCCUUUACCAACAACAAUCCCAUGCCCUCUUCCUCUCCUCUCGCUGUCCCCUUCCUAUUCAACUCCCUUUUGAAUAGUAAGACAAAAGGAAAACAUAGAUCAGUGUUUAAAUGCCCUUGAAGUAGAAGCAGCUUUCAUCAUUUCAAAAGGUAUCGCUGUUCCUUUGAACUAGGUUAUGUUUCUUUAGUCCUUUUCAGAUUUUACCUGAGUCUGAGAAGAACAGUAAAACGUUUUAGCAUGUACAAAAUUUCCUGUGCCCUAAAAGCAUAGGAAGCUUUUUCUGUGAUCAAUAAUUUCUCAUGUAUAUGAUAACAUUUGCCAAAAGAAGCACAUUGUAGGGUUAUAAAUCGUAGUCAGCUUACAGUCUUCCUUAUUGUAGCAUUAUUAAAUUUGCUCUCAGUUUGAUGUAUGGAAAGAGUCGAGGAUGGGAAAUCUGAAUUCAGAUCUGGGCUUUCACACUCACUAAUUGUCUUGCCCAUCCUUAGCCUAGAGGGUUGGACAGCCCAGAUGACUGCUCAGGUUCCUUCCUGCUCAAAAAUCAGGUGAGCCCGCAUAAAAGGUGGAUGGAGGUACCUUGAGGAAAGGUGCUUCUGGAGGAUAAAGGCAUAUGCCUGAAAGUCCUUCAUCUUCCCUCCUCUGUAUAGAGAACCCUGAGAAGGAUCCCAGGUUCCCUUGCCCGGGGAACCCGAGGGCCAGGGUCCCUUUUGCCUCCUGCUCCAUUUCCUCCGUAGAGUGAGUGAGCUGGAGGCUACAAUGGCCGUGACUUCCUCACGGCUCAACAUUCUGUGACUUCUCUCAGAUUAACACGUGCAAAAUCAAUGCAGCUUUGUUUGUGACUCUGUGUGCAGUGUCUGGACCCGUCUGUGUGUGGUCUUAAUUGAGGCGCCCGGUGUAGCGGGUUCAGCUGUCUGCUGUGCCACUUUGGGCAAGACACCUACUGUCUCUGAGCCUCAGGCUCCUCAUUACAAAUGGGGAUCUCAAGCUUGCACUACCUACCUCACAGGGUUGUUGUGAGGAAGGCUCCUUGCUCUAUGUUCUUCCUCCUCCCCCACCCCUUCACCCAGCAGAUUGUAAGCUCUUUGAGGGUGAGGACCGUGUCCUUUGUUCCCCUGUUUCCCCCAGAGCCUAGCACAGUGCCUUGCACAAAGUAAGUCUUUGUGUUGAAUUGAAUAACAUCUUCUAUUCAUAUCGUACUUUGCUUCUAAGGGACCUUGCACCUACCAGCCAGCUUUGGGUCAUCCAAGCCAAUGGGAAAGGGAAAGCGGGAGUCGUUGAGAUCCACAAAGAAUGUAAAAAAAAAAAAAAAAAACCUCCUUUCAUUCCCAUUAAUCAGUACCUUUUUGUAUCUGGUACAGGGCACUGUUUAUGGCUACUUUACCUCCUCCUUCCCCCUCAUCCCUUCCCUAUCCUCCAGUCUGUUUUACAAAAAAUAAGUAGCUUUGAUAUAACCAAACUGAUUAAUUCAUCUCCUUAUUUUCCCUAAUGUAUUUGGGCAAAAUCACUUACUAGCCAAAGGGCCAGCAAUGAAAGCAGGGGAGAAAGCUGGGGCUAAAGUAAUCCUCCAAAUGAAUAAUGGGUCUGAGUAACCUGGAAUCAAUGGUAUUGUAUCAUCCUGUAUGUAUCAACGAUAUAGUCGAUUUUGUAUUUCUGUUCAUUGUAUGUAUGACUACUUUUUUUUUUUUGGUUUUGGUUUUCAAUAUACUUAACCCCAGAGAAUGAUCUAUAUGAGAAUGCCUUUUAGAAAAUAAAGAAUUCCCCAUGAAGUGGGAGGAUGCUA
Molecule: messenger RNA, 5040 nt
Organism: Antechinus flavipes (yellow-footed antechinus)
Lineage: Eukaryota; Metazoa; Chordata; Mammalia; Dasyuromorphia; Dasyuridae
Gene: ZDHHC3
Product: zinc finger DHHC-type palmitoyltransferase 3
Exons: 7
Coding region: 127-1023 (298 amino acids)
Biological process (GO): protein targeting to membrane; peptidyl-L-cysteine S-palmitoylation
Cellular component (GO): Golgi apparatus; endoplasmic reticulum
Molecular function (GO): protein-cysteine S-palmitoyltransferase activity
Source: RefSeq, a predicted model, not a curated record